This is a messenger RNA of Anopheles funestus (African malaria mosquito), 3049 nucleotides long. RefSeq names its product intraflagellar transport protein 81 homolog. NCBI's taxonomy places the organism in Eukaryota, Metazoa, Arthropoda, Insecta, Diptera, Culicidae. Gene Ontology annotation, biological process: intraciliary transport; cilium assembly. The transcript has 3 exons. The record is from RefSeq and is a predicted model, not a curated record. Bases 463 to 2490 code for a protein of 675 amino acids. Gene Ontology annotation, cellular component: centrosome; cilium; intraciliary transport particle B. Gene Ontology annotation, molecular function: tubulin binding.
CUAUUAACUAGACUGAUCGAUGUAUUGAUCAAGGUAACUUGCUUGCUCCUUGGGAGGAAGUCAUUUGGCGCAAACCCGCCGAACGAUCCAAUGCUUCAUCUUGUCCCAUUCCUUUAAUGACUACAAAUUUCACUUUUUGCUUCAUUGCAAAACAUUUGUUUAGCAAAUUGCCAACAGUCACGUGGCGAAUGGUUUUGCCUCACUAAAAAAACAAAUCAACAACCAACCGUGCCUGGCGUGGGGCUUUUUUUUGUGUGUAGCCGAUAGAUGACAACGCACGCUCCGUUACUAUGGGAACGCAGCCGGGAAACAAACAAACAUACAAAACCCGCUCAAUCAACACCAUUGCCUUGUGGUCCACCAGUCGGUGUAGUCGGUUUUCGGUAUCUUUGGCAUAAGUGUUUCAUCGCAGAAAGCCAGUUUUGUGAUAUUUCCCACGCAUAAUUCGCGCUAAACGUAAUCAUGACGGAAGGUUUAAAGUUAAUUGUCAUCGAGCUGAACAAGCUGCUCGAGACGGAUUACAAUCUGAUAACUUUUGACUCGCUGUCGCCGGAAUCGUUGCUGCAGGUGUUGGUGGAUGUGUUUCACGCGUUCGGUGCCAUCGACAGGUUGGACGUGCGGGAGAACGAUCCGGAGGAAACGAAUGCGCUCGUGAUGGAGGCACUGCGGAAGGUACAGUACCGUCCAGCGGAGGACAUUGACGAUCCGGGUGCAUUCCGACGUGGAAUGGUGCGGGGCGAGAAGAAGCUCAUCCAUCCGAUCCUUCGCUGGAUGUUUGAGAACCGUGAGAGGGUUAAGAAGGCCGCAUAUUUGGCUAAAUUCUUGAUUCCGCUGGACCUGCCGCCGGAGGCGAUGUCGAUGCCGGAACUGGGCAGUCUUUGGGCACAAUAUCUGGAGACGAUGAACGACUUCAAGGAUGCCCACCGGGCGUACGAGCAAUCGAUGCACGAGGGUACGCAAACGCGCGAACUUCGCAACGACAUUAGCGCGAUCGAGACGGAGAUUGAAAACGUGAAAAAACGUAUCGAGCGCACACAGGCCCGAUUAGAUAAGGUGCCCCAGCAAGAGCUGCUACUGGAGGCGGCCAACAGUUUGCGCAUUGAGAAGGAACGCCAGAAGGAGCUGCUGCAGCAGAUCGACGAGCAAAAGCAGGGCCUAAAUCGUGCGACCAUGGUACAUGAGCGUCUGCAGAAAGAUCUGCACAAUGCGAAGAUGUCCGUACAGGGCGCAACUCCGCAGAAUCUAAUGGAAAGCAUCAUAGAGGAAACACAGGUGUUGGAGUUUAUGGUGCAGCAAAAGUUACCCCAGGAAUUGCACCAGCGCCGCUCCGAGGUGCAAACGCUCCAGGAGGUGAUCGACGAACCGAACAUAACGCGUGGUGAUCUGCAGGAGUGGCAGCAACGAGUAGAUGAGAUGAAUCGGGAAAUUCAACGCCUAGUUGAGGUACGGCUCGCUGAAUACAGCACCCAGAACGAUACUCUCGGUCCGUUCCGGCAGCAGGCAGCAAUGGUGGCACGGAACAAGGAAGCCGCCGCCGAACAGCUCGAUCAGAUGACGAAAGAGCUGCGCGAAGUUGAGCGCCAGCUACAGGACAGACAACGGCAGCUGCAGGAAACGGUUGGGGAAGUGAUACUGCGUGGCGAAGAUUUGAAACAGUUCGUCAGUACGCUGCGCGCCAAAAGCAACGUUUACAAGCAGCAGCGAGCGGAACUGGCCGCAGUCAAGGCGGAAGUUAACGAUUUAACGCAAACGCUCGAGAACUUAAAAUCACAGGAUCCGUCCCUAUCGACAGCACUGUCACAGAUGACGGACGAUGAGGUGUCCUCGCUUGGGCCGAACGCAGCGUUCGAUGGUGGCGACGAUGGAGAUGUUGGCGAUCGUCGCACGGAAUCGCCCAUUACCGGGCGGGGCAUGACGGAGUUGGCGCGGCUUGUCGAUGGCCUUCAAAGGGCAGUCGGGGCCGCCCGUGAACGCGUCACGCCACUUUCGCAGCAGCUACGACCACUGCGGGAACGUGUCAUCGAGCUGAAAGACGAAAUGGACUCCAAAAAGCAGACUUACGAUGCACUGAUCGCUACUCUGAAUGCUGAAUCAGCCACGAUGCAGUCGAAGAUCACCGAAACGGAGCGUGCCAUUCGCAAGCUCGAACAAGAAUGGCAAGAGCUGCAAAUGGAGCACGAACGUUCCCAGCUACUGCUGGAGAAGGCCAACGAAGAAAUGUCCACUGACGGAAAUGGAGAACGAGUAUCACUAAAGGAAACACUGUCGCAACAGAUUCUCGAACAGGAAACAACGUUAAAACGGCUGACGGAGGAAAAAGCACUGCUUCUUGCGAGCAAAAACGAUCGAGCGCAGCAACUGGAAAUGUGGACCGAUUUGAGAAAAUUGUUCGAAGUGAAAAUUCGCUGUCUGCACGAAAGAAAGCAACGUGGUCCGGGCGGUACACUUUCCGUCAGCCGUGGUGGAGCUGAAACGUUUACUUUGCAGUGAAAAAUUAAAUUUUGUUUCGUGUUUCAGUAAGUACACUAAGUAAUAAUUUAAACCAUUUUUUAAAGUUUGAUGAAUAUCUUUCAUGUAGUAUGUAUAGUGUUUUGUUCGACAUUUGUUGGACAAAGGAUAUUCGAUUGAAAAAUGAACGAAAAUUAAACAUUUCGUAAAAAUAUAUGCACACAUUUUGGUAGCUGUAGAAAGUUUUACGAUAAUUAUUCCAUUUUCUUUGAGCAUAGUUUAUUUCCCAUCUUCAGUCAACUAUAAAAGCUUCAGCAACAGGAAGUCAGAACAUUUAUGAUGCGCUCAAUCGACAGCGAAGUUCCUCGAUGAGUGUCUCCAGCGUAACUUCUACCUCUUGGCGGGAGGAAAUUUUGCGUAACUUCACGAUCCCACGUGCCAACUCACCAUCCCCAAGUAUGAUGGCGUAUGGGAUUUGGUACUCCUCGCAGUGUUGCAACUGGUCAAGCAGCUUCGGAUUCAGCUUGUACGAAUGUUCCGCCUUAAAGCCUGCAGUCCAUAGUUUGUUCAGUAUUUCUAAUCGCUUAAGAUGCAGUCCCUU